Messenger RNA from Psammomys obesus (fat sand rat), 4028 nucleotides. It is a transcript of the gene Gria4, whose product is annotated as glutamate ionotropic receptor AMPA type subunit 4. NCBI's taxonomy places the organism in Eukaryota, Metazoa, Chordata, Mammalia, Rodentia, Muridae. The record is from RefSeq and is a predicted model, not a curated record. The transcript is spliced from 17 exons. Gene Ontology annotation, molecular function: AMPA glutamate receptor activity; transmitter-gated monoatomic ion channel activity involved in regulation of postsynaptic membrane potential. Gene Ontology annotation, biological process: monoatomic ion transport; modulation of chemical synaptic transmission; synaptic transmission, glutamatergic. Bases 469 to 3177 code for a protein of 902 amino acids. Gene Ontology annotation, cellular component: dendritic spine; AMPA glutamate receptor complex; postsynaptic membrane.
GCUAGGCUGGGCUAAGCUGAGAGGAAAGGGCUGUCAGCUGGGAGGCAGCCUGUCCUCCCCGGAGCCUGCAAGGAUGCGGCAGGGGACUGAGACCAUGGGGAGGUGCUAACUUCCUCUCCAACCCCCCAGCCCGGGAUCCGGGCUGGCAUACCCGGCCCCCGGGGCUAGUUUCCUGCCAAGCUCAACCAAGAAGCCAAAGGCGCCUUGGAGGGCAUAAAAAGAAAGAGUGGUGCUGGAGAGGGGCGACCACGUCCAGAGCCGGACCCUCUGCAAACCCAGGAAAAAAGAAGGAAGGGGAUCAGACACUGGCGAGGGGACGCCAGAACCUUAGUCUGCAGACUCGCUGGAGAGCCUCCCUGGAGACCUGGGCGCUCUGCGCCAUCGUCUUCAAUGCCUCUCUGAAGAUCAUUUAGCAAGAGUGUGAGAGAAAGAGAGGAGAGGAGCGCGCCAGGGAGAGGAGCAAAGAAAAUGAGGAUUAUUUGCAGACAGAUUGUCUUGUUGUUUUCUGGAUUUUGGGGACUCGCCAUGGGAGCCUUUCCGAGCAGCGUUCAAAUAGGUGGUCUUUUCAUCCGAAACACAGACCAGGAAUACACUGCUUUCAGAUUGGCAAUCUUUCUUCAUAACACCAGCCCCAAUGCCUCUGAAGCUCCUUUCAAUUUGGUACCUCAUGUGGACAACAUUGAGACAGCCAACAGUUUUGCUGUGACAAAUGCCUUCUGUUCCCAGUAUUCUAGAGGAGUGUUUGCCAUUUUUGGACUCUAUGACAAGAGGUCAGUGCACACCUUGACCUCGUUCUGCAGUGCCCUGCACAUCUCCCUCAUCACGCCAAGCUUCCCCACUGAAGGGGAGAGCCAGUUCGUGCUGCAGCUGCGGCCUUCGCUGAGAGGUGCACUCCUGAGCCUUCUGGAUCACUACGAAUGGAACUGUUUUGUCUUCCUGUAUGAUACAGACAGGGGAUAUUCAAUACUUCAAGCUAUUAUGGAAAAAGCAGGACAGAAUGGAUGGCAUGUCAGUGCGAUAUGUGUGGAAAAUUUUAACGAUGUCAGCUACAGGCAACUGCUAGAAGAACUUGACAGAAGACAAGAGAAGAAAUUUGUAAUAGAUUGUGAGAUAGAGAGGCUUCAAAACAUUUUAGAACAAAUUGUGAGUGUUGGAAAGCAUGUCAAAGGCUACCAUUAUAUCAUCGCAAAUUUGGGUUUCAAGGAUAUUUCUCUUGAGAGAUUUAUACAUGGAGGAGCAAAUGUCACUGGAUUCCAGUUGGUAGAUUUUAAUACUCCCAUGGUAACCAAGCUAAUGGAUCGCUGGAAGAAAUUAGAUCAGAGAGAGUAUCCAGGGUCCGAAACCCCUCCAAAGUACACCUCUGCUCUGACUUACGAUGGAGUCCUGGUGAUGGCUGAAACUUUCCGAAGUCUCAGAAGACAGAAAAUUGAUAUCUCAAGGAGAGGAAAUGCUGGGGAUUGUCUGGCAAACCCUGCUGCUCCCUGGGGGCAGGGGAUUGACAUGGAGAGAACACUGAAGCAGGUUCGAAUUCAAGGGCUGACUGGGAAUGUUCAAUUUGACCACUAUGGACGCAGAGUUAAUUACACAAUGGAUGUGUUUGAACUUAAAAGCACAGGACCUCGAAAGGUUGGCUACUGGAAUGAUAUGGAUAAAUUAGUCUUGAUUCAAGAUGUACCCACGCUCGGCAAUGACACAGCAGCUAUUGAGAACAGAACAGUGGUUGUAACCACAAUUAUGGAGUCUCCCUAUGUUAUGUACAAGAAAAAUCAUGAAAUGUUUGAAGGAAAUGACAAGUACGAAGGCUACUGUGUAGACUUGGCAUCUGAAAUUGCGAAACACAUCGGUAUAAAGUAUAAAAUUGCCAUUGUCCCUGAUGGAAAAUAUGGAGCCAGGGAUGCAGACACUAAAAUCUGGAAUGGGAUGGUAGGCGAGCUUGUGUAUGGGAAAGCAGAGAUUGCUAUUGCACCUCUGACCAUCACUCUGGUACGAGAGGAGGUCAUUGACUUCUCUAAGCCUUUCAUGAGCUUGGGCAUCUCCAUCAUGAUCAAAAAGCCUCAGAAAUCUAAACCAGGGGUAUUUUCCUUCCUGGACCCUCUGGCCUACGAGAUCUGGAUGUGCAUAGUCUUUGCCUACAUCGGCGUCAGCGUGGUCCUGUUCCUCGUCAGCAGGUUUAGUCCGUAUGAGUGGCACACAGAAGAACCUGAGGAUGGAAAGGAAGGACCCAGCGACCAGCCUCCCAACGAGUUCGGCAUCUUUAACAGCCUCUGGUUUUCUCUGGGUGCCUUUAUGCAGCAGGGGUGUGACAUUUCACCCAGAUCCCUGUCAGGUCGAAUUGUUGGAGGCGUCUGGUGGUUCUUCACACUCAUCAUUAUAUCAUCUUACACGGCUAAUCUGGCUGCGUUCCUGACUGUGGAGAGGAUGGUCUCCCCCAUAGAAAGUGCAGAAGACCUGGCCAAACAAACAGAAAUUGCCUAUGGAACACUUGAUUCGGGAUCAACAAAAGAAUUCUUCAGAAGAUCAAAAAUAGCAGUGUAUGAAAAGAUGUGGACCUACAUGCGAUCAGCAGAGCCGUCUGUGUUCACUAGGACUACAGCUGAGGGCGUGGCUCGAGUCCGAAAGUCCAAGGGCAAAUUUGCCUUUCUCCUGGAAUCCACGAUGAAUGAAUACAUUGAGCAGCGGAAGCCCUGUGACACGAUGAAAGUGGGAGGAAACCUGGAUUCCAAAGGCUACGGUGUAGCAACGCCCAAGGGUUCCUCAUUAAGAACUCCUGUAAACCUUGCCGUUUUGAAACUCAGUGAGGCAGGCGUCUUAGACAAGCUGAAAAACAAAUGGUGGUACGAUAAAGGCGAAUGUGGACCCAAGGACUCGGGGAGUAAGGACAAGACAAGUGCCCUGAGCCUGAGCAACGUAGCAGGCGUCUUCUACAUUCUGGUCGGCGGCUUAGGCUUGGCAAUGCUGGUGGCUUUGAUUGAGUUCUGUUACAAGUCCAGGGCAGAGGCGAAGAGAAUGAAGCUGACUUUUUCCGAAGCCAUAAGAAACAAAGCCAGGUUAUCCAUCACUGGGAGUGUGGGAGAGAACGGCCGCGUGCUCACCCCGGACUGCCCCAAGGCCGUACACACAGGAACUGCAAUUAGACAAAGUUCGGGAUUGGCUGUCAUUGCAUCGGACCUACCAUAAAAACCAAAAAAAUAAUUGAGUGCCUUAAUUAAACUGUGUUGGUGACUGAUGGAAACGCAGCCCCGAGGGACAGGCGCAACAUGUAUUUUGGCUAAACCCAUCCUUUGGCUGAGAGCAGGAAGGACAUACUGAGCGCCGGACAAAACCAGUGCAUGAGUUCAGCACGGAAAUGCAGACUCGGAUUUUAUAUCAGGAAAAUUCACUAUUUAGUUUUGUUUUUGUUUUUUUUUUUUUUUUCGGGGUGGGAGGAGUGGGUGGGGAUAUUGAGGAUGGGUGUAUUAACAGCAACAAAUUUCACUUGAGCGCACUUAAAACUAAUCAGACUGGCCAGUUAGCGCAUUAAACUGUGAAGUUCUUUCCCAGAAAGGUCUUGGUCACCACAGCAAGGGAUUCAACAGUUAAAUAGAGGUCAAGGAACCUGCUACCUGUGUCUCCGCAACACCCAUGUAGUCGAUGGAGUAAUCUGCAGCCGAGACAAGCAGUCACUAAGAUGUGAUAAGAAAAUAAUAAACAUGUAAAUCCUGUGGAAAAAAACACAAUGAAAUUUAAAGAAAGUAUUUACAGCUACUUUGGAAAUAAAACAAUACUGAAACAUGCUUGCUUUUUAACUGAAGUAAAUACAGUAGAGGACAACAAAAUUGUUUUUUCUAACCAUCUUAGGGAACAUUGCAAUAAUUGAUAAUAAUGCCAUCACUGUAAUAAACUUUAGAGUCUUUUUUUUAAUGUAAAAGUUGUCGGCCACUUUGUUUCCUGUAACCUUCACUCUGUCACACAAGUUGGCUCAUGGAUUGUGUUUGUCUAUCAGGAACAAAAAGAAAAAAAAAAAAAAAAAAACAUGUGAAGAAAAUAUU